This is a messenger RNA of Chinchilla lanigera (long-tailed chinchilla), 3102 nucleotides long. RefSeq names its product interleukin 1 receptor, type II (gene Il1r2). Bases 16 to 1401 code for a protein of 461 amino acids. The transcript has 9 exons. Gene Ontology annotation, molecular function: interleukin-1 binding; interleukin-1, type II, blocking receptor activity. The record is from RefSeq and is a predicted model, not a curated record. NCBI's taxonomy places the organism in Eukaryota, Metazoa, Chordata, Mammalia, Rodentia, Chinchillidae.
AGCCCCUCUGUUUCCAUGGAAGGCAGCUUCCCACAGAAUGAGCUCCCCGGGAAGCUGAGCGGCAGCCUCGUUUUUCUGGCUUGGUUUCAGAGUCCUCAGUGUCACUCUGGCCACAUUCUGUGGGUCAUAUGCAGUACCAGCCCACAUUCCCCAGAGGUGAGCUGGCCUCCACAUCCUGUGGCCACUGGGACAUUGCCGAGGGCAGUGUGGGUUGGGAGCCGCAGUCGGUCGUGGCUAUCUGUGGGAACCACAGUCUCCUGUUCUGGAAACCCAGCCCUGUUCAGACCCGUGGAAGGGACGGCCUGGACGAUGCGGCCUGCUGGGUGCCACAUCUCUACUUCCUGUUUCCCCCGGAAGCUGUGGGGAGCAGCAUUCAUCCUGUGCACGUUGGUGAUGGGGGUUCCUGCCUUCCCCACGCCGUCUGCAGAGAGCACAGGGGCCACGGGCAACUGCUCCUUCCGUGGCAAGUAUUUCAAAGAGGAGCUCAGGCUGGAGGGCGAGCCUGUGGUUCUGAGGUGCCCGCUGCUGCGGUCUUACUUGGAGGACAGUGCCAACCCCCAGCACCUCGUCACCUGGCAUGAAAACAGCUCUGCUCAGCUGAUCCCAGUGGGAGAGCCGAGGGUGCAGACCAAGGACGAUGCCCUCUGGAUUCUGCCAGCCGUGCGGGGGGACUCGGGCAUGUACAUCUGCAGGCUCAGAGAGGCCUCUCACUGUGAAGAAAUAGCCAUCGAGCUCAAGAUUUUUGAGGAUGCAGAAGCUGUCCUGUCCCUCAUCUCCUACCCACAAACCCUCACGCUGGGGGCCGACGGCAUGCUCAUGUGCCCAGACACGCAGGAUUUCUCCCAGGACAAAGGCGGCAUGGGUGUUUGGUGGUACAAGGGACCUGUCCUUCUGGGUGGAGCCGGUGGGAGGUUUCACAAUGUGGAGGAGAAGAGGCGCCUGCUCAUAGUCAACGUGUCCAUGGAGGAUGCGGGCUACUAUAGGUGCGUGCUGGCCUUCGUCCACGAGGGCAGACAAUUCAACGUCACCAGGCACGUCAGACUCCGCCUCCACAAGCAAACGGACACCGUUCCUGUGAUCAUUUCUCCCCUGGACACCAUAUCUGCAUCUCUGGGCUCGAGACUGACGAUCCCGUGCAAGGUGUCUCUGGGGACCAGCACGCCCUUGACCACCUCGCUGUGGUGGAUAGCGAACUUCACUCAGAUAGACAGCGCCUACCCCGGGGGCCGCGUGACCGAGGGGCCGCGCGGGGAGUAUUCUGCAAAUGGGGAGAACUUCGUUGAAGUGCCGCUGAAUUUCGAUCCAGUCAUAAGAGAGGAUUUGAGCACGGAUUUUAGAUGCAUUGUCUCUAAUACACUGGGUUUCCAGACGCUGCGUACCACAGUCAAAGAAGAAGGAUGAUUUUUUUUCCCCCAUAACACCUCUACAAAACUUUCAUGGAGAGAGUGUUGGUAGAAAAUGUUCGGAAAUCUCACACGCCCGUGAACCACUUAUGAGAAAAAAGAAAGACAAGCUAAGUAACAGAAGCAUUGCAAUGCCACCUCCUGAAGAACCAAAGUCAGCCAUGGAUACUGGCCACAGGCACCAAAGGUGAUGCAUUAAAAGGUGAAUCUGAUGUCUCUGGCAUUUCAGAUGUGGCAGGACCUCACAGGGCCCCUGUAAAGCCCGCUGAGCUGCGUUUCUGUCCUUGGAUUCUGUGGCCGGGCAUCCUGCUCCUAACCCCUGGCACAGGCCUAGCCGCCCAGUGGGCAUUUAUUUGCACUGCAUAUGCUGAUGGAUAAACUGUGCUCUGGAGUUUUCCCGCCAGCAUGCGCAGACGGGAUCCCAGUACUGGGGCUCGGCUGGGCUUCCCUGCCGGCUCCUAUCCUCAAAUUCCCACUGGUUUCCACCCUGCCCUCCUGCCAAGGGCUGCCUUGGACACAUAGAUGCUCUUUGGGCUUCUGUGGUUGUUUCCCUGAUCCGGGGACUCCACCCGUGGGUGUCUGCUCCUCAGAGAUACUUGUUGCUGUCACAGGGCUCCAAGAAACCACAGUCACUCCACAGAAGGCACUGCACCCGGGUGUCCUCGGACAAGCUGUUCACUGCCAUCUGGGAUGCAGCUCCUGCCCCCUGCGGUGCCACCGCUCCCCGUGCUCUCAUAGGAACCCUUCCAACCUCACAUGGCCAUCGGGCUGCAAAGCAGGGGGGAGGGGUCCUGUCCUCCCCCAAGGAUCAGCUCCGAGCAUCUGCCUCCUCCCUCAGCCCCUGUCUGCGAAACUCACUUUCUCGGCAUCUUCAGACAAAGCAAGGUCAAAUAAAGACUGCUGCAAAGAACCUGGAGCUGCUGGUGUCCACUGGUUCCCCAAAUGCCAGGCCUGUGCUUCCCAGGUGCCUGAGAGAGGCCAAGCAUCUGGGGCUGGAGAAACUGGGAGAAAGAAUGCUACAGGUGCAAUCAAGGAGGAGAGAGGAAAGAGCAAGAGUGAAAGGAAAUGCAACUUGGAAGUGUCGACAGUGUGUGAGAUUUCACACACGUGGCCCAGUGUGCUCCUCAAAAGCAAUCUACCGGGCACAUGUCUAGCCCACAUGUGAGAGGACAGGAAACGGAGGCUCAGUUUACUAUCACAGCAGACAGACUGACUUAGGGCAGCACGGCUUGCUAACAUGAAUCCCAGGAUGGGAGCACAGCUGGAGAACAGCUGUUGUGGGUCGAGGUUACAGCAGGAAGGAAUAGAAUAAAUAUUGGCUUUGUUGGAGGCUGCCUGGCUACGGAGAGGGUGGGAGAAGAGCUGAGCCUCCCGCUCACUUCCUCCACCAAACUCACCGGAAGUGACUCUAACAAAAAACCUACCCCUGAACUGGGAACCAGGGCUCCUCUCCCCUCUGGUAUUCUGCAGUCAUGCUCUGAGCCUUGGGGCUUGCCGCCAGCCCGUGGUCAAUGGGGUACUGUCUGUCUCCAUUCAAACUGCUUGCGUGACCUUGACCUUGGGGGGUAUUUCUCUCCUGGGUGUGCUUUCCCCCAAGCCUGCUGGGAGACCAUGUGGAUUUAGCCCCUAGAAUGCUCAGAAAUGCUUAUAAGCCGGAUGUGAAUUAAUAGCUAUAAAACCAUGUUGCGCUCAAAGCAGA